UCGCUAUUCAUGUGUUCUUACACCGUGUGCUGAGCGUUAGGUACACUUGUGUCACGGUUCAAUUUGGUUUUCGGUUAGGAGAUAAAGGAAAAUUGUAAUAUAUUUUUGUUUUAUAUAGUAUUGUAUUUACAUUCCAUAAUGAGAUAGUACUGGUUAGAGUAGUUAGCAAGCUGUCACAGGAGCAGUCUGGUGGUGUUCAUGUACCUGUAUGCUCACAUCACACAUUCAUGGUCAUGGAGCAUUCACUUGAGUCAGUGGUGAAUUUGCUGGAGUCCUACAGAGGAAGAGAUAAAGUGAUAAGGACAGUUUGCUAUGGAUCGCAGCUGGUCGGAGGCAUCAUUUCAAGAAAAACCUCCAACUCGUCACAGUUCGGUAAAAGUCUCCUAGUCUUCUCAGCUCAGCUCAGUCACUGCCGGACGGUACUGCGGCUGUUUGAUGACCUUUCUAUGGCUGCGUACUCGCGGAGCUAUGGUCUAGGAUCCACGGAGGAGGACAAGGUGCUACGGUGCAUGUCGGUGCUGAUUAACGUUGCAGAUCAACUGUAUUAUCCCUGCGAACACGUAGCCUGGGCUGCUGAUGCGCAGCUUAUUAAAGUCAAGUCUGACAAAUGGUGGACACUAAGCACAGUUCUGUGGGGUGUGUCUUUACUACUGGGUACACUCAGGUCGCUCAGACAAAUUCGAAAAUUAAGAAAGAAGGCAGAAACAUGCAGGAAAGCAGCACAAGGGGACAGCAGGGAAAACACUGCUACCGCUGCUGCUGACAUUCAGAAGCAGAUUUGGGGAGAGUUUCUUAAUAUUCUCUGCAGCCUGGCAGAUCUGAGCAACGCUAUUCAUUGGAUGCCACCUGGAUUUCUUUGGGCCGGGCGCUUCCCUGAUUGGCUGGUUGGACUAAUGGGAACUGUGUCCUCCCUGCUUGGCAUGCUGCACAUGAGUUCCAGCGAUUAACGUGCCAGUGUUGAUGCUGAUGAACUGUGAAGACCUGAAAGAAUGUCCUUUUUUUUUUAACUACAUAAUAUUCAAUUUCUUGUUGAUUAUAAAGUUUGUGUAAUGAUGCAAGCUUCAUAAUUAUUUUACAUAAUACACUAUAACAAGUACAUGACCAAAUCUUAGAGAAGGUAUGCAGCAUAUAAUUAUGACUAACUGUAAAGUAAGAGAAAUAUAGCACUUUAGAUUAAGGAUGUACACUGACCAAAGUCAUCAAAUACAAUAAAAAUUUAGGUAUUCAUUUA
Molecule: messenger RNA, 1231 nt
Organism: Clarias gariepinus (North African catfish)
Lineage: Eukaryota; Metazoa; Chordata; Actinopteri; Siluriformes; Clariidae
Gene: pex11g
Product: peroxisomal biogenesis factor 11 gamma
Exons: 5
Coding region: 228-947 (239 amino acids)
Biological process (GO): peroxisome fission
Cellular component (GO): peroxisomal membrane
Source: RefSeq, a predicted model, not a curated record